This is a messenger RNA of Propithecus coquereli (Coquerel's sifaka), 2536 nucleotides long. RefSeq names its product asteroid homolog 1 (Drosophila) (gene ASTE1). The transcript has 7 exons. Gene Ontology annotation, molecular function: nuclease activity. Lineage: Eukaryota; Metazoa; Chordata; Mammalia; Primates; Indriidae. The record is from RefSeq and is a predicted model, not a curated record. Bases 256 to 1818 code for a protein of 520 amino acids.
UCCGGUUCCCGUUCUCGGGGUUGGACUCUCACGUGCUGGGGCUGCCAGUCCUCUCUGGGCUCCAGCGGGCUUCUGAUGGAUGGGUUCGUCCUCUGCGAGGACGGAGCAGAAUCAGCAUCAGCCUCCAUCCCAAAGAUCAAAACCCUUGAAACCACUGAACUUAUGCCUUGUAACACAUGGGGAAAGCAAAAAGACAAUGAAAAAGCACUCAACUAGCAUUGCCUGAGGAUCUAGGCAGUUAUUCAGACCGUCAUCAUGGGUAUCCGAGGACUAAUGAGUUUUGUGGAAGAUCAUAGUAAUGAAUUCUUCACCGAUUUGAAGUUGCGGGACACAAAAAUUAUCAUUGAUGGCUAUGCUCUUUUCCACCGACUUUGUUUCAAUUCAAACUUGGAGCUCCGGUAUGGAGGCGACUAUGAUUCUUUUGCAGAUGUUGUACAAAAAUUCUUUGAAUCACUGUUUGCAUGUAAUAUACGUCCAUAUGUUGUGUUAGAUGGAGGAUGUGAUAUAUCUGAUAAAAAGCUUACAACUUUAAAGGAUCGUGCUAGAGAGAAGAUCCAGACAGCCCAUUCCCUUUCACUUGGUGGGGGUGGGUGUGUGUGUCCCUUACUCAUCCGGGAAGUGUUCAUACAGGUUUUGAUCAAGCUGCAGGUAUGUUUUGUCCAGUGCUUUUCAGAAGCAGAUCGGGACAUUAUGACACUUGCUAAUCAUUGGAAUUGUCCUGUUUUAUCGUCGGACAGUGACUUUUGUAUUUUUGACCUUAAAACUGGGUUCUGCCCAUUAAAUAGCUUUCAGUGGAGAAAUAUGAACACUGUUAAGGGCACACAAUACUAUAUCCCUGCUAAAUGCUUUUCCCUUGAAGCGUUCUGCCGUCACUUCAGCAAUAUGAAUAAAGCUCUUCUACCUCUCUUCGCGGUGCUGUGUGGAAAUGACCAUAUUAAUUUGCCUAUCAUGGAGACAUUCUUAAGUAAAGCACGUCUCCCUCUUGGAGCUACCAAUUCUAAGGGGAGGAGGCACCACCGAGUUCUGGGACUUCUGAAUUGGUUGUCUCAUUUUGACAACCCUACUGAAGCACUAGAUAAUGUUCUGAAAUAUCUCCCAAAAAAGGAUCGAGAAAAUGUUAAGGAACUUCUCUGCUGUUCCAUGGAAGAAUACCAGCAGUCCCAGGUGAAGCUGCAGGACUUCUUCCAGUAUGGUUCUUAUGUCUGUCCAGACGCCUUGAAUCUGGGUUUACCAGAAUGGGUACUAGUGGCUUUAGCUAAAGGCCAGCUAUCUCCUUUCAUCAGUGAUGCUUUGGUCCUAAGACGGACCUUUCUUCAUACACAGGUGGAAAACAUGCAGCAACCAAAUGCCCACAGAAUAUCUCAGCCCAUCCGACAAAUCAUCUAUGGGCUUCUUUUGAAUGCUUCACCACAUCUGGGAAAUGUGUCCUGGAAUGCAUUGCCUCCUCAGUCUCUAGCUUUCAGUGAAGUAGAAAGGAUUAAAAAAAAUAUCAAAACAUCAAUUGUUGGUGCAGUAGAACUGCCCAAGGAUCAUUCUGACUUAAGCAAAUUGACUGAGCUCUCCUUGGGUAGGCGGCAGAUACUUCUGUUAGAAACUCUGAAAGUGAAACCAACCAUCCUGGAGCCAAUUCCUACGUCAUUGAAACUGCCCAUUGCCGUCAGUUGCUACUGGUUGCAGCACACAGAGGCCAAGGCAAAGCUACAUCAUCUGCAAGCCUUACUGCUGGGGAUGCUGAUGGGGCCCUUGCAUGCCAUUAUCAAUAGCUCUAGAAAUGUGGACCCUGCACCCAGGCAGGCUCAGUGCCUUCCUGCUCGCUAAUUGAUAAAAGGUCAGGAAGAUCUGCAGGAAGAUGGUGCUAAGGUGUUGUAUGAAGAGUUCCAAAGAGUGAAGGAGCAGACGCGGCUGGGCACGAGACUGGAUUUAGACACAGCUCACAUCUUCUGUCAGUGGCAGUGCUGUCUCCAGAUGGGGGUGUAUCUCAAUCAGCUUCUGUCCACUCCUCUCCCAGAGCCAGACCUAACUCGAUUGUACAAUGGAAGCCUGGUACAUGGACUAUGCCAACAAUUGCUAGCAUCAACCUCUGCAGAAAAUCUCCUGAGCAUGUGUCCCAAGGCUAAGCAACUUUACGAACAUCUAUUCAAUGCCACAAGGUCAUAUGCCCCUGCUGAAUUAUUCCUACCGAAAGUUAAAUCAAAUUCAAAAAAAAAAAGGCAGAAGAAACAGGGUACCAACUGGUCAAAGAACAGAAUGGGAACUACCUCACACACUGGGUGUUGGUAUGAGGGAAGCAACCGGUUUGGGCUGUUAAUGGUUGAAAACUUGGAGGAACACAUGGAGGCCUGUCAGCUUGAAUAAACCCAGUCUCUAUCAGACUAGAUGUAUAAUUCUGACUUAAAAUUUUUCUGUUACCUCCCUUAAAACAAUUAACUUUUUUCUUUAGGACUAACCAUAUUGGGGAUAAACAUCAUAAUAGAUAAUCUUUGAAUUCCAAGGUAUUUUGUAUUCUGCUUUUAAUAAAUACAACAUGAUUUAAUAA